GAAAAAUCAAAAUGGUGGCUUUGUGUGCGCAGGCACACGUCACCAUUGGUUGAUAUCUUCGCAUAAAAAUGUAGAUUUAUUGCACUGAUAUACGAAAGAGUAAUUGACCCGUGUGAAACGCUAUCAAAUACUUGUGCGAUGAUAAAAAUUAUUUAUCAUAUCGUCUAUUUCAUAUUCUAACCUAGGCAUAUCGACACGGAGUGAAAGUGUCAGAAUAGAGCUACAUUGAGAAUUAUGUAUAAAUACGAAAUUUAUCGCAUUAUUCACACGAAUGUGUAGUAUAAUACAUCUAUAAGAGGAAGAAAUGGGAUCAAACGAGGAGAAUAGACUUCCAAACGGUGAUAUCCGGGUACAUAGAGAUGUUGACUGGUCCAGAUAUGGUUUACAUGAUCCAGAAGCACAAAGGAAUGUAAGGAGAGAUAAUGAAGGUUACAAUGCACUUGGUCCUGAAAUGUAUCAAGCUGGUGCAAAUGAGUUGUUUGCACAAGAAUAUAGUUCAGAUCCUUGGUGGAAAUCAAACUUUUUUAUUUCCCAACCUGUACUGUUUGGUACCUGGGAUGGAGUUUUUACAUCUUGUCUCAUCAAUAUAUUUGGAGUGAUUGUAUUUUUGAGAUCUGGAUGGAUAGUUGGCCAAGCAGGUGUUUUAAAUGCAGUAUUAAUAAUUUUAUGUACAGUAUGUAUUGCAUUGGUGACAGUAUUGUCAGCUGUAGGAAUAUGUGAACGAUGUAGAGUUGAAAGUGGUGGAGUUUACUUCCUAUUGUCACAUGUAUUAGGUUCCAGAUUUGGUGGUUCUAUUGGAUUGCUUUAUUGUUUUGGACAGGCCGUGGGUUGUGCUCUAAACGUUUUAGGUUUUGGAGAAUCAAUGGCUGAUCUUGUAGGUUUGGAAUCUACUUGGGCCCAACGUGGUUUUGCUUGUGCAGCAGUUAUAUUAUUGUCUGUAAUUAACGUAGCUGGUGUUAAGUGGGUCAUAAAAUUACAAUUUAUUCUCCUUUUGCUCUUGCUUCUCGCUGGAGUUGAUUUCUUUGUUGGAAGUUUCACCCAUACCAAUAUUGAUGCUGGUUUUGAAGGAUGGUUGUCAGGAAACCUGAAAAACAACACCUUCCCUGAUUAUCAGGACGGAUACAGUUGGUUUACCGUGUUCGGUGUAUUCUUUCCGACAGUCACUGGUGUUUUAGCUGGAAUUAACAUGAGUGGAGAUUUGAAACAUCCAUCAAGUGAUAUCCCCAAUGGUACUUUGGCAGCGUUAGGAACUGGAACAUUUUUAUACCUGUGUUUCUCACUUACUUUGGCGGCCACUUGUAUCAGAAGUGCUUUGCUCACAAACUUUAUGAUAGCAUCGACAGUGUCAGCAAUCUCGGUACUGCUGCUAGCUGGUCUCUAUGUAUCGUCGUUCAGCAGCUGUUUGGGAGCUAUGUAUGGCACACCUCGUGUCCUCCAAUCUAUCGCCAGUCAAAACGUUAUACCAGGAAUGAGUUGCCUGCAAAGAGGGAGAGGGCCAAACAAAGUACCUAUUUAUGCUAUGUUAGUCGUCGCUGUAGUGACGUUGACCUUCAUCAUCACUGGGCAGAUUAACACACUCGCACCGAUCGUGACGAUGCCUUUUCUGUUAACGUACGCGUGCCUGGACUAUGCAUACUUCGCCCUCGCGCAAACGUUCGAUAUCCGUCAUACGCGUGAGCAAAGAUUUCGCACUCAAUCGCCAACAUUCGACCGCAACUAUGGUUCUGCCAGCAGGAACAAUUCCAUUACCGAUACGGACAACGAUUUGGACAGUUUGUUUCCGGAAAGAAUAAGGCAUAAGAACCUCACGAGAAAUAACAGUGUCUCUGACAAUAAUGUCUAUGUGGACUCGUCGCCAAGCAUCGAGGAUAACGUUAGCGUGGCUAGUGUGGAACGCAAAGUUCACAUACACAAUAAAUUGGGGAACUGGUACAGUCCGUUGUGCAAUAGAUGGUUUUCGUUGUUGGGUUGCCUCGUGAAGCUGCUUAUAAUGUUUCUCGUGCAUUGGGGAUAUGCUAUUGCGAAUAUCGUCGUUGUGUUUAUUGUCUGGAGUUACGUCGGUCACGCUAAUCCCGCCGUCAAACCAGGCGUCUCAGCAGAAUUCCAGUUCUUCAAAUGGCUUCGAACCGCGCUACUUCGUCUUAUGGGGAGAAAAGUUUACGAUUACGAGCAGAUCGUUGUAACACCGGUACAUCCGGGCGUCGAAACGUGUUCGGCUCAGUUGAAUGAAGAGAAUGAGGAUUUUUCGGGAAGAAGAAGAUAUCAUCAAACCGCCACAGUCACGGGUCAAUAUGUUAAUAUUGAUUAGACGUUUCAGAACUAUGCGAUUUACACAUUA
Messenger RNA from Harpegnathos saltator (Jerdon's jumping ant), 2338 nucleotides. RefSeq names its product solute carrier family 12 member 8. Gene Ontology annotation, cellular component: membrane. The record is from RefSeq and is a predicted model, not a curated record. Gene Ontology annotation, biological process: potassium ion import across plasma membrane; cell volume homeostasis; chloride ion homeostasis. NCBI's taxonomy places the organism in Eukaryota, Metazoa, Arthropoda, Insecta, Hymenoptera, Formicidae. Gene Ontology annotation, molecular function: potassium:chloride symporter activity. The transcript is spliced from 11 exons. The coding region runs from base 305 to 2308 and encodes 667 amino acids.